Saccharomyces eubayanus is the source of this 396-nucleotide messenger RNA. RefSeq names its product histone H2B (gene HTB2). The transcript has a single exon. Gene Ontology annotation, molecular function: DNA binding; structural constituent of chromatin; protein heterodimerization activity. Bases 1 to 396 code for a protein of 131 amino acids. Gene Ontology annotation, cellular component: nucleosome. Gene Ontology annotation, biological process: nucleosome assembly. Lineage: Eukaryota; Fungi; Ascomycota; Saccharomycetes; Saccharomycetales; Saccharomycetaceae. The record is from RefSeq and is a predicted model, not a curated record.
AUGUCCUCUGCUGCCGAAAAGAAACCUGCCUCCAAAGCUCCAGCUGAAAAAAAGCCAGCUGCCAAGAAAACUUCUACUUCUACCGAUGGUAAGAAGAGAACUAAGGCUAGAAAGGAAACUUACUCCUCUUACAUUUACAAAGUUUUGAAGCAAACUCACCCAGACACUGGUAUUUCUCAAAAAUCCAUGUCUAUUUUAAACUCCUUUGUUAACGAUAUCUUUGAAAGAAUUGCUACCGAAGCUUCUAAAUUGGCUGCUUACAACAAGAAGUCUACUAUUUCUGCCAGAGAAAUUCAAACCGCUGUAAGAUUGAUCUUACCAGGUGAACUGGCUAAACAUGCUGUUUCUGAAGGUACUAGAGCUGUUACCAAAUACUCUUCCUCUACUCAAGCUUAA